Messenger RNA from Paramecium tetraurelia, 315 nucleotides. RefSeq lists its product as uncharacterized. The transcript is spliced from 2 exons. The record is from RefSeq and is a predicted model, not a curated record. NCBI's taxonomy places the organism in Eukaryota, Ciliophora, Oligohymenophorea, Peniculida, Parameciidae.
AUGCGUUUAUUAUAAAUUGAAUUAGGAUUACUUUUAAGAAAAACUACUGUUUAAUAAGCCAAUCCAUAUUUAAGAUAUAGAAUUGUUGCUGAUGAGUUAAAUGAUUAUUGUUAAACAGAGACAUUCAUGUCUUAUUCUUCAAAAUAUCUUAUUCUAUGUAAUUCAACUGAAACUAGAAAAGAUUAUAAAUUUACAGUGAAUGAAAAUCUUUAUUCCUAAAUAAUAGAACUUUUUAAUUACAUUAAAACUGUUCCUAAAAUCGCGAAUUAUGUAUCUAUCUCUCCCUUAAUUUCUAAAUUGCUGAAAUAAUCGUGA